Messenger RNA from Hyalella azteca, 4067 nucleotides. RefSeq names its product casein kinase I. The transcript has 7 exons. Bases 149 to 1153 code for a protein of 334 amino acids. Lineage: Eukaryota; Metazoa; Arthropoda; Malacostraca; Amphipoda; Hyalellidae. Gene Ontology annotation, cellular component: nucleus; cytoplasm. Gene Ontology annotation, biological process: peptidyl-serine phosphorylation; negative regulation of canonical Wnt signaling pathway; signal transduction. Gene Ontology annotation, molecular function: ATP binding; protein serine/threonine kinase activity. The record is from RefSeq and is a predicted model, not a curated record.
AUAAGACCAAGUUGGCCUCAGAGGUUGGCGGCCAUGACAGUCUGCUGAGUCUCGCCCUCGAUGUGAAAGCAAUGGUGGACUCAAUGAUUAUCAUUUCAAAGAAUAUAUAGCACUCACCUUCUCUAUUUUCUAUUGGCUAAAGUUCAAGAUGGCGUCAAAUGUCUUAUUAAGCUGUAGAGAAUUUGUCGUCGGAGCCAAAUAUCGAAUCGUGAGGAAAAUCGGAAGUGGCAGUUUUGGCGAUAUUUACCUGGGAAUGAACUUAACAAAUGGAGAGGAGGUGGCAAUUAAGUUGGAGCAAAUGAAGGCCCGCCAUCCACAGCUGCUCUAUGAGAGUAAAGUCUACAAAAUUCUCCAAGGAGGAGUUGGUAUCCCUCAUAUAAGAUGGUUUGGCCAGGAGCAAUCUUACAACAUCCUUGUGAUGGAUCUGCUGGGUCCUUCUUUGGAAGAUCUCUUCAAUUUCUGCAGUCGCCGCUUCACUAUGAAGACUGUGCUCAUGCUGGCUGACCAGAUGAUUGCACGUGUUGAGUUCAUCCACACCAAAAACUUUAUACACAGAGACAUUAAACCUGACAAUUUCUUGAUGGGCAUUGGACGUCACUGCAACAAGCUGUUCCUCAUAGACUUUGGGUUGGCAAAGAAGUACCGCGAUACCAGGACACGUACGCAUAUUCCCUACCGGGAGGACAAGAACCUCACUGGCACAGCAAGAUAUGCAUCCAUCAAUGCGCAUCUUGGCAUUGAACAGAGCCGACGUGACGACAUCGAAUCCUUGGGCUACGUGCUCAUGUACUUUAACCGCGGUAGUCUGCCGUGGCAAGGCUUGAAAGCUGCCACCAAGAAACAGAAGUAUGAGAAAAUCAGCGAGAAGAAGAUGUCCACUCCUGUUGAGGCCCUUUGUAAGGCCUUCCCUGCGGAGUUUGCAAUGUACCUUAACUACUGCCGAGGGCUGCGGUUUGAUGAGCCCCCUGACUACAUGUACCUUCGUCAGCUGUUCCGCAUCCUGUUCCGCACCCUGCACCACCAGUACGACUACACCUUUGACUGGACCAUGCUCAAGCAGAAGGCAAAUAACACUCUGCAGAGCGCGGCGACUGCUGCCACAGCACCUGGGGCCACCGUACCUACCCUCACACAGCAGCCUUCAGGUCACUAGCAUCUCAAAUCGAUCGCUCUCGGAGACCCCUUAGCAACACUGAUGUACUUUUCUGGCUCCGGCUGCUGAAGCUACAGUUAUGACGUUCUAUAAAACAGCUACAACUGCUGCCGCUCUAGCCACAGCUUUUAAGCGCGCUACUGGUAUAGCCAAGUUGAGAAUGCUUGAUCUGUCGGCAGUAAAGCUACGACUCGGCAGUCCAGCCAGUGUCAUGUCAAAAGCUGCGGAAACGGGCUCACUCACUACGGCUUUCUAUAUACAUUACCUUUGCUUCUUUUUCCCCCAUGUCUUUCCGCAUCUUUUCUCAUAAGACAGUCUAAUUAUUCAUUGCCCCAAAUUCUUCAUUAUUUUUUAAACUUUUAAUCUUUGUUUAUUCAUCUCUGAGGAUUUUUCAUUUUCAACCCUAUGCGUUUCAUUUUUGCACCUGGGACUUAUCUACAAUAUUCUCCUCUUUUAGAAAUUGCCCAAUUGUUUCUUCUUUAGGAUCUCAAAUAUUUUUUUUUACAUGGGAUGCUAUUGAUUUUCUCUGAGGGAGGUUAUUUUAUUUUGUUGAACUAGUUUCUUUUUUUCAUAGUUUGUUUGACAUGAUUAGUUCUCGAGUGGCUCAUUCUGUCAUGAACUAGUUUUGAAGUUCUGCCCUCGUCACGUCAAACUAAUGUAACUUCACUCUAGGAAACCAUUAAUUAAACAAAAUAAAUAUUCUAGAUUUUAGAGGUCAUACUUUAUGGAUGAUAAAUGCUGUAAAUAUUUGCCUAGUGUGUUGACCAUUAUUUUUAUUAUGAUUUUCAUUGAUAAUGAAUGAGAACGUAGGUCGGUUCUUUGCCACUCAGAACGAUCACGCGUUUCUUUUCUUGCUUGCCUGACAGGAAAUCUAGAGAUAAAGAUGCCUGGAAUAAUGUUGCGGCAAAAAAUGAAGUCUGUGUAAAUAUCGAAGUAAAUGAUGGAAUCAACUUGGGUUGCGAAAUGCGUGUUAUCUGUAAUGAUAUCUAUCGAAACGUUGGAUCAGAAACCUCUUGCAAAUAAAAAAUUGUCUUUUUCUCAUUUUGGUUUCUAAAAGCCACUUAUACUUUGAUUAGUAGAAAUUUACAUCUUACCAACUUUUUUGACUUUGGAGCUUGAUUGGGAUUCAAUGGAGCAGAAUAAUAAAUAUUUGAAAUGAUAGUCAAUGAAGUGCUAACCCUCCGGGUAUUAGGCACAGUAAAUUCUUCCUCUUGAUAACCGUUAUAAAAGGUUAAUAACGGUUGUGUUGAAUUCGACAACAAUGUCUAUUGGCAUAAGUAAUAUUUGAUAGACUGAACAUGGAACUAUGACCGCACUUUUCAGGUGGGCUAGAUUUGUGGAAAGUAUUCUUCGGGAGCGUACUUAACCUUUGAUUAUUGGCUUAAUAGAUGUGUUCGGGACGUACUAGCUACCACUCCUGGCUUAUUAAAUGAAUGAGACGACAAUGCCCGUUGUGUUUCCUAGGUCAUGAUUUUAGAACAUGGAAGACAUUGUUGUUCUUGAAGUCGUCUCCCCCGUCUAUCUCUCUUGCUCUGUUCUUUUUCUGUCUAUGAGCUAGUAUAUUAACUGGUGAUCUGGUAGAGCUUUCAUGUUCUGAACUGAUUGGUUAUCGAUAUUUCCUUGUGGACGUGUAACGAUACCGUUAAUAAAUAAGUGAUGCUGUAGAUAGCUGCACUUUUGGGAUUAGGGUCACCUUAUUAGUAGAUGCUUCGAUAUUUCGUGUAACCAAUAUCAUUUUAGACACGUGCUGCUUUAUUUUGAUCAGUGAUUAACGAGCAUCGCUUCAGAAAAGCCUCGUCUCCAUGACGAACUUGGUGAGGCUCAAUGUUGCGUAUUGCUUGUCUUGAAGGGAUUAUGUGCAUAGUGACGCGAUCAUGGAAGAUUUCCUUGUACCUCCGUACUCUAGGCUUAUGGUAUAAUACUAAUAAUAAUGUUAAUGUUAGUAAACUUAUUUGCUGUUGUCUCGGAAUGCAAUGGUAAUUUAAUCGAAGGCUCCUCACAUGCCCAUUUCUUGUGACAAGAAAGGCAGCUCCGAAUGUGAACCACAAGGCGGAUUUUUAAAUGCUGGGAAGCUGACAACACGUUAGAAUUGUAGACGAAAGUAAAUAUUUGAAACUGGAAGUAUUGAAAUUUUUGUCACGAUUUUCACCUGCUUAAAUGGGCGACUAAUUUUUGGAGUCAUCCUUGAAGUUGAUCAUCGCGCUAGUAAGAUAAAGACUUGCCCUGUAGGAUGCGUCUCGAAUGAAGAUACGAUUUGACUGAUGUAGGAAGUUAGUUUCCCGACGUCAAGUAUAGAUUUUUGUCAAGAAACCGCGUUCUGAACGAUGCUCUUUGGUCAAAGCCUUUAAACUAACAAGGAAUUUCCAGAGAGUAUUGCUUGAGCAUCACUAACCUUGUAUCUCAUCUGCUGUACGUCAGCGUAGUUCCUUGAUAGCGUAACAAGCGCGCCUCCCGAAAUAAAAGUCCAGGACCGCUCGUAGUCACCUUCCACUUGUCAUCCUACGAGUUCUCUUGUGUUGCGGCCGCACCGGCCGUUUCCUACGUGCGUGUCCACUUGUGCUUACAUAUGCUUGGUGUAUGUAGAACAAAGAUCCCGUGUGCAUUUCUAGACAUAUUGUGAUAUUUUAUCUGUGAAGCGAUGUUUGGUUUUUACUGCGAGUUUCUACCUGACGGCUUCUUCCGUUGUGUUGACUUUCUUCAUAACUUAGAUGAUGUCAUGUUUUCGUUUACUCGUGAGUGAGCGUACAUUAGCUAGCACCACACCAACACUGAAGCUGAAAUACUGCACUAACGUAGGCAUCGUUGUUUUAAUGAAUAGUUGUAUUAUUGUUUUUGUAAGAUCCCUUCACUUGUAUCGCUUUCAGUAUCGAAAUCGUGUUAGUAUAUCUUUGAAAUACAUCAUCUUAAGACUCGA